Messenger RNA from Erythranthe guttata (spotted monkey flower), 832 nucleotides. RefSeq lists its product as uncharacterized. NCBI's taxonomy places the organism in Eukaryota, Viridiplantae, Streptophyta, Magnoliopsida, Lamiales, Phrymaceae. The record is from RefSeq and is a predicted model, not a curated record.
UAAGGUUCUGUUUGGACUCAUUUAAAAUAACGCCUCUUCCACAGCGCUCUAUAUACAAAUAUCACACCUCUACUUGUAUAGUUUUCUUCUAUAAAUAGUGAAGCCAAUUACACAGUAUUCUCAUCAAAAACAAGUAACAACACAUCAAAUCAUCAAAUAUGGCUUCAAAAGCAAUAGUUUUUCUUGUUCUUUUCUUAGCUAUGGUUGUCAUUUUCAUAUCAUCAGAAGCUGCAGCUAGAGAUCUCGCCCAGACUUCUACUACCGUUGAAACAUCGGAAGUUGACGGAGGAGGCGGAAAUGGAGGAUACCAAGGAGGCGGUGGAAAUGGUGGCGGCAACUAUGGUGGCGGACACGGUGGCGGUGGUAAUGGCGGCGGCAACUAUGGCGGCGGUGGUAAUGGCGGUGGCAACUAUGGUGGCGGACACGGUGGCGGUGGUAAUGGCGGCGGCAACUAUGGCGGAGGACGCGGCGGCGGUGGUAAUGGUGGCGGCAACUAUGGCGGCGGACGAGGCGGCGGCGGUGGAAGGUGCCGUUAUGGUUGCUGUGGAAGGAGCUACUACAGAGGGGGUUGCAGGUGUUGUACGUUUGCUGGUCAGAAGGUGGAUGCUGAACCUCAAGCCAAACCCUAAACGUACUUCAAAGUAAUUAAAAGCUGACCAGGAAAAAAUAAGACAUGUUUAGAUCUAAAGUAAUUUCUGUACAUGUGUGGUGCAUGAACUGAUAAACGAAUGAUAUGAUAAAUGUAUAUUCGUUCAUAUAUGCACACACACGGGUGUAUACUUUUGCUCGAUCCAGUCGUCGUGUCAAAAUAAAAAUCUCCUUUUGGUUAUUA